AUGGCAACUCAAUCUGCCUUGAUGGCUCCACUGGGACUGUGGCAGUACGUGGAAGAAAACAUGCAGCCACCUCCUCUUGGACAUAAUCCUAUGUUGAAUCAAAUGAGGUUGCAUGAGGAAGAAACAGCCAACGCACCGAGAGCUCUCUCUCACAUACAUGUAGCUGUGACUGACCUUGUAUUUGCCAGGAUCAUGGCAUACGAAAACCCCAAAGAAACAUGGGAUAAAUUGAGAGAAGAGUACAUGGGAAGCACUACAACAAGGAAUAUGCAGGUGCUUAAUCUAAGGAGAGAAUUUGAGAUGCAAAGGAUGCAGGAAAUUGAAAAAGUGAAGGAUUAUGUUGAUAGACUGAUGAAUGUUGUCAACAAAAUCAGGCUAAUGGGAGUGGAGUUGACAGAUCGAAGGGUUGUGGAAAAGGUCUUGAUCACAUUGACUGACCUUGUCCAUGCUCUCCAAGCUCAAGAGCAAAGAAGGCUCUUGAGGCAAGAAGACACUAGUGAGGGUGCAAUGGUUGCAAGCGACAAAGGCAAACAUGCACAAGGACAAACAAGGAAGUAUGCUAGAGAUAGAAAGAGGAAAGAGAAGAGUAGUAACCAAUGGGAAAAGCCUGGUGGAGUGAAAGAAUUUCCAGCCUGCACUCACUGUAAAAAGAAAGGGCAUCCGGAGAGAAGAUGCUGGUUCAGACCUGGUAUACAGUGUAGGAGCUGUAAGCAAUUCGGGCAUAUUGAGAGAGUUUGUAAGAACAAAGGAAACCAACCAACACAGCAAGCAAAAGUUGGAGAAGGAUCAGCAACAAUGUGA
This is a messenger RNA of Pistacia vera, 801 nucleotides long. RefSeq lists its product as uncharacterized. The transcript is spliced from 3 exons. Gene Ontology annotation, molecular function: zinc ion binding; nucleic acid binding. Bases 1 to 801 code for a protein of 266 amino acids. The record is from RefSeq and is a predicted model, not a curated record. Lineage: Eukaryota; Viridiplantae; Streptophyta; Magnoliopsida; Sapindales; Anacardiaceae.